Molecule: messenger RNA, 1387 nt
Organism: Ostrea edulis (European flat oyster)
Lineage: Eukaryota; Metazoa; Mollusca; Bivalvia; Ostreida; Ostreidae
Product: ATP-dependent helicase wrn-1-like
Exons: 2
Coding region: 177-1313 (378 amino acids)
Biological process (GO): double-strand break repair via homologous recombination; telomere maintenance
Cellular component (GO): nucleus; chromosome; cytoplasm
Molecular function (GO): four-way junction helicase activity; 3'-5' DNA helicase activity
Source: RefSeq, a predicted model, not a curated record
ACAAAAUCGAUCAUUUGACUGAAAACCAAAAGCUUUCGAUAUCAUGUAUCAGAGAAGGAAAAGAUGUUUUUAUUGGGACUAAAACCGGCAGUGGCAAAUCGCUAUCUUACGAAGUUGUUCCCAUUAUUUUGGGGGAAAAUGCAGUGACGCUGAUAGUCGCCCCACUUCUGGGAAUAAUGAAAGAACAAGUGGACCAUCUCUCCAGAUUAGGAUAUAAAGCAAUAUACAUAGAACCCACUACGGAUACCGAAGCGGUUGCAAGCGGCUUCUACAACUUUGUUUUUGGGAGUCCAGAGAUAUUGGUUGGAGAUCCAAAAUGGAGGGAUGUUGUCAGAAGUUCAGAACUCGCAACACGACUCAGAUUAAUUGUGGUUGAUGAAGCCCAUACAAUGAUCCAUUGGGGAGAAAGUUCAGGAUCAGAAGAUGCAUUUAGGGAGUGGUUUUCUCACAUUGGGGAAUUGCGUUCCUUAUGUGUAAAGAUGCCCAUUUUAGCUUUAACACCAACCGCUUGCCCUAAGCAUCGAAGAAAAAUCAUGACAAAACUGUGUUUUAGUAAAAACGCAUGUAUCAUUACUGACAGUCCGGAUCGAAAAAACAUUAAAAUCAGUGUGUUGAAAAUUAAAAAUAAUGAGGAUUUCAAAAAUAUUUUUUCAUGGAUUAUCACUGGAUUAUGUGAUGGAUCAAAGGCUUUUCCAAGGCAUUUAAUAUUUUGUAAUUCAAUCAAAGACUGUGCUUCAUUAUAUAUGUUUCUUCUUCAACAAUUUGCAAAAAGUGACUUCUUUGAUAUGUUUCACAGCAAAACAACUGAAUGCAUCAAGGAAAAAAUUAGAAAUGACAUGAAGGAUGAGAAAGGGGUCAUAAGAAUUCUAAUAUGUACAAAUGCAGCUGGCAUGGGUGUCAACUUUUUAGGAGUUUACAAUGUUUUUCACUUUGGACCUCCCAGAGAAAUUGAUACAUAUGUCCAACAAAUGGGACGAGCAGGAAGAGAUGGUGUUCAGUCCCAGGACAUUAUUAUUUACAAACCUGCACAUUUGAAAACACUUGAUGAAGAUAUUAAGAAACUUGUAACAACAGAUCAGUGCCGCAGAGCAGUGUUGACAAAUUCUUAUAUGUGUAGUGAGAAGAUAGAUAUCAAGAAGCACUUGUGUUGUGAUUUAUGUGAAAAGAAAUGUAGUUGUGGAGAAUACACUUGUCCUUAUGUCCAUCCUGCCAAAAUCAACCUUAUUAAUGAUAAUAGUGCAUGUAAUGAUUCCUCCAGUGAAGCCUCUUCUACCGAAGAUGCCAGUGAUCUUUCUGAUAACGAAAUUGAUUAAUAUACACCUUUCAUGAAAAUAAAUGCCAACACUUCAAUCUGUAUUAUUUGAAUAAAUGUGUAUUUUUAUUUACA